CGUUAAGAGAGAGAGAGAGAGAAUUCAAAUUACCACACAGCUCAAGAGGCGUUCGCGGUAAUUGGUAUUCCUCAACUACGCUGAGAGAUGUAAAGCAUCAGCCGCGGCGCAUAACGGUAUCCAAAAACAACGAGCCACGCCGCGUAGUCGAGAUUCGUCAAAUAAUCUCACGACACCUGCAGUUCCUUCCGACCGACCCUCACCGCGUUGCAACGUGCGGCAAUUUGGUUUGCACAAGUCGCACAACGAUGCGGGUGCCGACAUUCGCCGGCUGUUCAACGACAUUAUGAUGAUGAUGAUGAUGAUGCUACCAAAAGGGGAACAUACCAAGCCAGUCUCCUAGUGGCGCAUGCUAUAUGUGAAAUAAAACCGCGUAGUUGUGCAUAGUCAUACUGUUAAAUUGUACAUAAUACGUAGAGACAUCGCCAGGCAAUUUAAAAAAAAAUCGGCGAAAAUGCUAUGCUUGGAUAUCAAACUCGUUUCGCGACUGCGGGGUGUCUCCUCCGGAACUGCCUCGUCAACCGCGUCAUCAACGCACCCGACGACGGCCUCAGCUUCGUCAUCCUCGACGAGCUCCACGGAGAAAAGCAAGUCCCGCAAAGUGAAACGCCACGAGAGUGGCGAGGUCGCCAGCUCGACCACGACCAGCGACAGCGAAGAGGAAUCGUUGCGACCUAGUUCGAGCAUCCAGGAGAUGAUACGCAGGAACAGAUCCAGAUCGGUAUGCGUGGCAGCGCUCAUGCCGUCCUCGCAACUUAGGCAGUUACAUCGACGAGCCAGUCAUGUAUCCACUACGGAUGCAAUAGCGAGGCGAGGCGUCCUGUCGAGACGAUGUUACGGCAGUGUCGAAAUGCUGCCGCAGAUCGAGCAGGACGGUGCUGACAAUGGCAGAAGAUUCCGAGUGGAGAACGGAGAUUCUCUCGGGGAAAAAGAAGAGAUGUUCGGUUCGCCGAGUACGCCGAUAUUAGAAAAUCCAGAGUACCAAACGCGUUGGUACUUUAAAUACUUCUUAGGCAAACUGCAUCAAAAUUAUAUCGCUUCUGAUCAGGAGAGAAAUCCUCUCUUCCUCUCGGUAGUCACGAGCGAAGUCGGUGAUCAAUGCGUACCACACUAUAGAGUUAUUCUAUGGAGGCGAACUGGCGCGCAGAAAAUAUCGUUGCCGUAUUCGGCGAACAAAACAAUGACUAUCAGACAAAUUCUCAGCAACUUCUUCAGUCUGGAAAAACUCGACAAAGCGCCUCGUGAAGUUUUCACACCCGAAUUGCAAAAGGAUCUAUUACUAUUGGAGGAACAAGAAGGCUCGGUAAACUUUAAGUUUGGUAUAAUCUACGCGAGAGAGGGUCAGAUCACCGACGACGAGAUGUUGUCUAACGAAAGAGGUAGCCCGGGUUUCGAGAGCUUCCUGGAGAUCCUGGGUGAGAGGAUACGGCUCAAAGGUUGGGACAAAUAUAGAGGCGGCUUGGAUGUGAAAGGAGAUAUGACGGGAAAGGAAAGUUAUUACACGGUAUAUGCAGGUCACGAAGUUAUGUAUCAUGUUAGUACGAUGCUACCGUAUUCAAAGGACAAUCCGCAGCAACUCGAAAGGAAAAGACACAUUGGUAACGAUAUUGUUAACAUCAUUUACACGGACGAUCCAUCAGCCGUAGAUACUUUCAAUCCGAACUGUAUAAGAAGCCAGUUUACCCACGUGUUUGCCGUGGUGACGACCGAGGCGGAUGGCAAGGGUUGGCGGGUCGCUAUUUAUUGCGACGAGAACGUACCCCUGUUCGGACCGAGCCUUCCCUGUCCACCAGUUUUCGAGGACCCGUAUAAUCUCCGCGAAUUUCUCCUUGUUAAAUUGAUCAAUGGCGAGAAAGCUACUUUUGACACGCCGACAUUCUCUAGAAAGAGGGAAAGAACUCUCGACGCCCUGUUGCGAGACAUGUACCAGGAGCAUUCGCAAGACAGCAAGAGCAACAGCAUGUUAAAUCGCCGAGCACUUUCGGAUGUCGUGGAGACACCGGGUCGACGGCGAGAAGAGACACGCGCUGUCGAAAUGGUGCGAGUCGGACAAGCCUUGAAAUUGGAAGCUAUCAUGCGUGGCCUCGCACCCACCUCUCUCGCCACUGUCGGCCCUUUGAAGCCCAGGCCAUGGGAACCAAGAUGCAUCUAUCCCGACUUUCCUUACGAGGUCGUUUGCGGUGAUGUCUGGCUGGAGAACAGGCUGAUCCUCGCCUCGGAGAAUGGGACGUUUCUCAUCGAAGAUGGGGUUUCGCACAGAUUGCUCUUCGAUGAAUCAGUGCAGAUUAAGCAACUGGAUGUGAUCGAGCAGCACGGUAUACUCUUAUUCCGUGCUGGCGAUAAAGGUAAGGAGAGUAGCGUCUACGUUUUCCGGCUGCGAGAGUUUGAAAGCGAUGCUUCCGUGAGAUGCGCCGAGCUGUUCAACGAUCGCGAGAAUGACGAUCGGGAGAAGGAGGAAGAAGAUGACGACGAGGACGUCGAGGAUGACGAUGAUGAUUGCGACGAGGACGACGCCGAGUGUGACAAUUUCACACGUGCCACCGCCAAGUUUCAACCGGUAGGACGUCCGCGAGCGCGGAUGCGCGUUCGCGCCCCGGCCGUUCGAAGCCGAGCGCAUAUCAAGGAGAGAAAGCUGCGGCGUACACGGGGAUGUCAAUUGUACAGCAUCACGAGACCCGGAGGAUCGCAUUUACGUAUGUGCGUAGUCGUCGGUCGCCGACUCACGGUCCUUCAGUGGAAGCACAAUGCAGCCUGGACCAUCUGGUGCUCGUCAGCUGAUACCGACACCAUCGACGGUUUUCUACUAGUGAAGGAAUUUACCGCGAGCGAGACACCCUCAUUAGUAACGAUGAUCGAGAGCGUCGAUCCAGCGAACGAAUGGACACUGUGUUGCGGUGCCCGUCAUCACUUCGAAUUGAUCUCCGCUUCCGGUACUUCGAGGAUAGUCCACAUGGAAGCGACGCCUAAGCCACACUUGGUAGCGGCGUUGGAUCUUCGCGAGGACGAGGAGCCGGAACUGUUACUUUGUUACAACAAUACAUGUCAUUUUCAAAAGCUGGCGGAAGAGAGUACUGCGCCAACCGAAUUCGAUUUUAAUUGGAAUUCGAUGCCGACAGUCGUAGCCUGUGCCUUUCCAUACGUGAUUGCCUUCACUAACGACACGAUGGAGAUUCGAUUGAUAAUAAACGGCAACCUGGUUCACACGAUCGCCAUGCCCAGUCUCAAUUUGAUCACCUCGAAACGAGACAUCUUCUUCGCAACCACGGCGCCGGAAUUUUUUCCAGGAAAAUGUGAGCGAAUCCGAUUGGACUCGAAACCUCUCGAGAAGGAGGAAAUGCCUUGCAGUCCACCACUGACCGCACAGUCUUCGUCCUCCUCUCGAUCGAGUGUUCAGAACAGUCAAGGUGAUUGGAAGCCGAUAAGGAUCUACCGGAUACCACUGCAGACGCUGUCGAGAAGCACGGCGUCCAACUGCAGUCAGAGGAGAUGUCCGAGUCCCGCGGAGCCGGAAAUCGUUUCCGCACCACCGACCUCCGACAGAACCUUCCUGAGCGUCGAACCUCAACGUGUACACAGCAGGUCCUGCAGCAGCAGUCCUACACCCACACCGACCACGAAUUUGCCAUCGCCAUGUAAAAAAUAGACACCGUAGUUUCUUGACGCUUGGCAAUCGAUUGCAUUAAUUGUGAUCUUAACAGGAUCGAUUACAUAAAAAAAAAAA
Messenger RNA from Mycetomoellerius zeteki, 3721 nucleotides. RefSeq names its product GTPase-activating Rap/Ran-GAP domain-like protein 3. Bases 455 to 3643 code for a protein of 1062 amino acids. The record is from RefSeq and is a predicted model, not a curated record. The transcript is spliced from 17 exons. Gene Ontology annotation, molecular function: GTPase activator activity. Lineage: Eukaryota; Metazoa; Arthropoda; Insecta; Hymenoptera; Formicidae. Gene Ontology annotation, biological process: regulation of small GTPase mediated signal transduction.